Drosophila virilis is the source of this 1524-nucleotide messenger RNA. RefSeq names its product Isocitrate dehydrogenase (NAD(+)) 3 non-catalytic subunit gamma (gene Idh3g). The record is from RefSeq and is a predicted model, not a curated record. Gene Ontology annotation, biological process: tricarboxylic acid cycle; isocitrate metabolic process. NCBI's taxonomy places the organism in Eukaryota, Metazoa, Arthropoda, Insecta, Diptera, Drosophilidae. Gene Ontology annotation, cellular component: mitochondrion.
AAAUAUCGCUUCGCAAACAUAUGGUUUUGCGUUUUGGCCGUGGUUACUGACAGCAAUAAGAAAAGGGUUGAGCAGCUUUGCACGGCGCACUUGAAAAGGCAAAUAAAUCACAGUACGAAACAUGGCCAUACGUUUGACGCACAGAUUACUGCAGGCCCAGGUUCCGUUCCUGACGCGCGGCUAUCCGCUGCUCGUGACUAAGGAGAAGACCGAGGAUGUGGCUCAUACGAAAUCUAAGUUGCAAAAGAAACUAACGGGCACUGAUAUACCCUCGGCGCAAUAUGGCGGUCGCCAUGGAGUCACUAUGCUGCCUGGCGGUGGCAUUGGACCGGAAUUGAUGGGCUAUGUGCGUGAAAUCUUUAGGUACUGUGGCGCACCCAUUGAUUUUGAGGUAAUCGACAUUGAUCCCUCCACCGAGGGUAACGAUGAUCUGGAGUAUGCGAUUACCUCCAUCAAGCGUAAUGGCGUUGCGCUCAAGGGAAAUAUUGAGACCAAGUCACAUAGCCUAGAUGAAACUUCACGCAAUGUGGCUAUACGUAAUGAGCUGGAUCUCUACGUGAAUGUCGUUCACUGCAAAUCAUAUCCAGGCAUUCCUGCACGUCACAAGGACGUUGACAUUGUGCUCAUCCGCCAAAACACGGACGGUGAGUAUGCCAUGCUGGAGCACGAGUCUGUCCAAGGUGUUGUGGAGAGCAUGAAGGUGGUGACUAUCGACAAUGCUGAGCGUGUGGCACGGUAUGCCUUCGAGUUUGCGCGCCAGAACAAUCGCAAGCGCGUGACGACCGUACACAAGGCCAACAUCAUGAAGCUGUCGGACGGUCUCUUCCUGGAUGUGGCCAAUCGUGUGCACAAGGAUUAUCCGGAGAUAGAGCACAACAACAUGAUCAUUGACAAUACUUGCAUGCAGGCUGUAUCGAAUCCGCAUCAGUUUGAUGUCAUGAAUAUGACCAAUUUGUAUGGCACCAUUGUGUCGAAUGUGCUUUGUGGAUUGAUUGGCGGCGCCGGCCUCAUCUCUGGACGCAACUAUGGCGAUCACUUUGCUGUCUUCGAGCCCGGCACCCGUAACACUGGCACUGCCAUUGCUGGCAAGAAUAUAGCCAAUCCCGUGGCCAUGAUCAAUGCCAGCAUUGAUAUGUUAAAUCAUUUAGGUCACAAGGAUCAUGCCAAGGUUAUCUAUGAUGCCACCUACCAUACGAUUGUCAAUGAUGCCAUACGCACGCCAGAUCUGGGCGGCACGAACAGCAGCACGGACGUAGUUGAGAACAUACUCAAGAUCUUGAGUACAAAGCGUGUUAAUUGGCCACAUGGAAACUAUUUCAACCAGUCUUAGGCACCCUUUCCGCAUACGAAAAGUCAAAGCCAUACUAAACCGCAAACAAUUUAAAAAGAAAAACCAAAACAAAUAAAAUUUCAUAUUAACCCUGAACUAAGCCAAUCAGAGCCAACUGUUAAAACGAAUUAUUUCACCCUUAAGCCAAUGCAUAAAGCGGUUAUUGUGAUGUCAAUAAAUAUAAUUAGAAGCAA